Diaporthe amygdali is the source of this 318-nucleotide messenger RNA. RefSeq lists its product as uncharacterized. The transcript has 3 exons. The record is from RefSeq and is a predicted model, not a curated record. The coding region runs from base 1 to 318 and encodes 105 amino acids. Lineage: Eukaryota; Fungi; Ascomycota; Sordariomycetes; Diaporthales; Diaporthaceae.
AUGUUGAUAUCACUGGCUAGAUUUUGGCUACGCAGGGAGAUUCUGUCAGACUCACGAUCUCGUGUUGGUAUUCCUGACCACAUCUUGGCUUUCAUCCUGCCGUACUCAUCCAACACCUCGGUGCAUGGAACAAAAGGCUCGAGCUCGCGAGCUAGCAAGGGCCGAAGCAAGAGCAACCCGUCGGGUUCUACUACAGACAAUAAGCCUAGCUCCAGCGACAAGUCGCAGCAGGAUGAGCUUUUGCUGGGAGUUGGAGGACAGUUCUCGGGCAACGAUUACAACUCUAAUGGCUCAAAGGGAUGGGGAGGGCAGAAGUAG